Messenger RNA from Dunckerocampus dactyliophorus (ringed pipefish), 1304 nucleotides. RefSeq lists its product as uncharacterized. The record is from RefSeq and is a predicted model, not a curated record. Lineage: Eukaryota; Metazoa; Chordata; Actinopteri; Syngnathiformes; Syngnathidae. The coding region runs from base 194 to 982 and encodes 262 amino acids. The transcript has 5 exons.
GCCAAGUCGGAAAAGAAAGUGUUGGAGCUUUACCGAUGAGUUUGUGCUAAGAGAGAUAUGCAGGCUGCUACUCACACACACCAUCAGACAUCAGAAAGACAAGGACAGAGGGAGCGGUGUGAAAGGCAGAAUACAAAAGGAAUCAUAAAGAAAACAGAAAACUCAACAGUCAAAGAACUGAAAGAAAGGACCCAUGAUGCAACUUACAAGGCUGCUCAUUGCCUGCAUUCUAACUGAACUGACUCUUUCAGCACAAGCGUUGGUGAGUGUCAUCAACAUUACAGCUGAGUGUGGCAAGCAGGUUGCAAUGAGCUGCAACGUGUCAACAUCGAGGGAUGGGCUGUCAGUCAAACAUAUGGCGUGGUCCCAAAACCACAAGCUUUUGUGUCAGUUGGACAGCGGGGGGAAAUUGAGCCACCACAGAACCAUAAAAAGUGACUUCCACUGCAAGUAUGAAAAAGGUCAGCUGUCACUCAUCUUUGCAAAAGUGCAGCCGGAGGACAGCGGUGGUUCAAGCCGCUACAUGUGCAAACUCCACUCCAACAGGGGCAUUUCACAUGGAUACAGCUGGAUAGAGCUGCAAGAGUGCUGCGGCACAGUCAAAGGUGGUCUGUCCAUCGACGGCCCAGUCUGCACAUUCAGCAACGUCUACCCCGACGCGGAUGUGUUCUGGUCUUCCCAAAGUGAGUCACAAACACCUGUGAAGCAAAGUAUGUAUAAAAGCAUUGAGGAAGGAGGCUGGUUCACCAUCCGCAGUCAGCUGGAAUGGACUUCGAACGGGCCCUCCAACUGUUCCCUGAGGAGCAUCAAAUCUGGAAGACACAUUGCAUGCAAUUUGUCAGAGAAUGCUGAAUUACUCGACGGGUAUGGACUUAGACCUCAGGGAUUCACACGCACGGCCAGGAAUGGAGCAGGAUCACUUGAACAUUUAAGGACAAUUAUGUUGAUGUCAAUCAUACUGCUGUCAUGCAGAAAUGAUUAAUAAUAAAUAAUUCCACUGCCACGUUGUGGCAGUACAUUCAUGUAAAGCUAUUUCCUUGGUACUAGGAUUUUUGUGAUAAAGAGCCAAGAAACAUUGCUUGCAGUCAAAUGAAUCAACUUUCACGGUCCACAGGUUUAUAAUUGUGCUUCUUCUUCCUGACUGAGCUGAACAAGGAAAUGACAGACUGUUGAGUGAUAACAACGUAGCAGGUCAUCGUCAUGCCUGAUAAGAAUGGCAGUAUUUUCUCCUCAAUCAAAGAUAAUACAUCUAGUCAUUGUUUCUCUACAGUCUUUCUUUUUAAAAAAUGCUAUAUGCACAAUAA